Molecule: messenger RNA, 3536 nt
Organism: Sus scrofa (pig)
Lineage: Eukaryota; Metazoa; Chordata; Mammalia; Artiodactyla; Suidae
Gene: EFCAB11
Product: EF-hand calcium binding domain 11
Cellular component (GO): trans-Golgi network membrane
Molecular function (GO): calcium ion binding
Source: RefSeq, a predicted model, not a curated record
AGAAGAGGUUGGAGGUGCCCUGAAAAGUUCAGCUUCCUGAACUGCGGUGGGCUUGGCAAGCGAUCUCCGAUAAAGAGGGCUCUGGCCUCGGAGGUCGUGGAUUCACCUCUCUGGACUUGAGUGUGGCAGUCGCGAUGUUUUUAUCCCAGGCUGGGGCCCAGCCGCGGAUGUGGGAAGCCAGCCCUUCGGAACACAAGAAAUGGGUGGAAGUAUUUAAAGCAUGCGAUGAAGAUAACAAAGGCUAUCUAAGCAGAGAGGACUUUAAAGUUGCUAUUGUAAUGCUGUUUGGUUACAAGCCCUCCAAGAUAGAAGCUGAUUCUGUGAUGUCAUCAGUAGAGCCAAACACUUCCGGGAUAGUACUUAAGGAGUUUUUAAGCAUCGUAAGGAAAAAGAAGGAAGCUCAAGUAUAUUGGAAUGAAAUAAGACACAUCUUCACAGCUUUUGACAGGCACUAUCGUGGCUAUUUAACUCUGGAAGACUUCAAAAAAGCAUUUAGGCAAGUGGCACCCAAGUUACCCGAAAGGAUUAUUCUCGAGGUCUUUAGACUAAUCCCAACAAAAUGGGCAAGUGUCUUAAAAACUGCAGACUGGAGGAAUGUGAAUUGUGCAAGCACAAGCUACCAGGAGAAAGUGAAAGAGCUGUCUCUUCUUUGACUGCUAACUGUGAACUCCUCAGCCACUGUUACCAGGUGUAUUAAUUAGGGUUCAGUACAGCAGUGAGAGCCAGAAACCCCCAAACAACAAAGCUCAAAAAAAGGAAACAAUGUCCUCUUUCACAUAAACAUAAGGAGUCCAGGGCUGAUUCAAUGGCAACACAGAUGUGAAGGACCUGGAUUUCUCGCCUUCUUGUUGUUCUGGCUGACUCAGCACCUGGCUUUUCCCCCUUGCUUCAAGAUGGCUGCUGAGGUUCUGGCCAUCACACCUGAAUUCUAGCUAGGUAGGGGCAGAAAGGAAGCAGAAGAUAUAGCCCUCUUUUUAAGUCUACCCAUUAUUUCUUCUUACAUCUCAGUGAUGAAAGCUUAGUUCCAAGGCCAUGAGUAGCUGCAAAGCGGGGAGGUAGGUCUGGAAAAUGUCGUCCGUGCUCUGGGCAGACAUGUGCACUCAACUGGAGUUUCUGAUACUGAGGAAGAAGGAGAGAACAGAUACUGGGGGACAUCUAGCAAGUGUUCCCAUUUGGAUAAAUAUAAUUUCAUGAAAUCUGACCAGAAGCCAGCCCUGCUCAGUAGAAAUUAUCAAGCGGGGUAUUUGAAAUCAGGAUCUGCACUGGCUGUCACUAACAGAGACAUAUAUGAAAUUCUUUUGCUGUGUCAGUUGUAAGCAGGUUCUCGAGCAAGUCAUUGAAGAGAAAAGGAGCUCAAGCCAGAGGCCAGACACAGUGCCCCAGGACAGUGCUACUUAAUUGAUUCCAGAACAGCAAGUCCUUUAAAAUAUAGUAGCAUCUUUGUGUACACUUUGUGAUGAGAUGAGUAAUGAAAGUCAAUGUAUUUCCACCGCAUGGCAGUGCUUUUUGACAAAAGAACAAAGAAUUAUUUCAUUUUCCUUUUACAAAAAGACAAGUGUCCAAAUUUGCUGACCUUUAUGUGUUAAAUGGUUUUAGGAGAUGUCCCCUUAUACUGCAGGUGUCAUUUUGAAAAAUACACUUAAAUAUAGCCCUUCAAGGUAGAAGUGGUGUUUUAACAAUGAAUGAAAAAGUCACCGCUUCUCAAAAGGAACCUUUGCUAUAGGGAGAGCAUUUUUGAAAAUGGAUGUUUGGAAAUAUGACUCUAUUUUAGAAAGUGAUGUGUGUCACCUAUUAAGACCCUUUAUAUCUGCAUGUCCCAUAAGUUAAAAGUGGAAUGUCUUAAGCUAGUGGAAAAACCAUUGUACAAAGUUUCAGUGGUUUCAGGGCAGAAUUUUUAAAAGUACAAAAAUGUAAUCACUUCAAUAAGUUUUCAAGAGCAACUAAUUGAUAGCAAGAGAGACAGAUAUUUAUUAGCUGAAUUUCAAUUAGCCAUACCAACAAAAUAAUUAAAAAAAAAACCCUUAAGUCUUUUCAUUAUUAGAAGAUGGAAUUUGAAAUCGAAGAGCUCUUUUGGUAUCUCUGACAGCCCUUAAGACGAAGUAUUAAAACAAACUGAACUUGAAAUUGCUCAGUCACAAAGGAUUAAACCAAGACAUUCAGAAAUAAUAAAAUAUGUGAAAUCACAUCGUCCUUGUUAAAUAUUAUUAACAAUAUCUGGUGAUGGCCGAAAGCCAUUUGCCAUUAAUAAGUAAAAUAUUUUUAUCUUUAGUUCUUAAGAAAUUUCUAUAUUAUAUUUUAUAAUGAACAUAACAUGUUCAUGUUGUAGCACCCAUCCAUAAUCUACACAUAAAUGUAUUCGAAUGGCCACAAAUCUUCCUAGGACUGUGAUCAAAAGAGUUUAUAGAGACCACUGCCGUCUACAGCCAAACAAGGCAUUUGAGUUAAUUGCACAUGACCUGCCUCAAGUCUCACUUGUAUUAUUAUUUAUAGCCCCACACUCCCUAACCCAGAAUAACUGAUGCAUGAGAAGAAUCAAAUGGAGCUCUGACCCCAAAAGAGAGAGAAAUAUUUCCUCUGAGUGUAAAUCGAAGUAGGCCAGAGAAACAGAGAUGUCCGCCUUCCACAGGUCUCUGUUUCAGUGGUGCACUUACUUUUCAAAAACAAGGAAAAGAAAAGCAGCUGCUGAGGCUGUCAGUGAUGCAAAUUACGUAGCGUCUCUAAGAUUAGACACUCAGCAUGGGAGGCACUUGGAUAGCUUGGCCUUAGUCAACCAGUGCAAAUGGAGUCCAUUCCCAGGCCCAGUUACCAAGAAGAAAGCUGAUAUUCCAGGACCCCUCAAAAGGCAGCCAGAGAGGGAGACUCCAAUGAGACCAGCAUCUGUGGUGUGAAGGGGGAAAGACGUUUUCAUAAUCUUCGAUUCUUCGAUUCUCCCCAAAGAAACCUCUGAAGACCAAGGGUAGUCUCUGUCGGAAGGACUUGCCCAUGUCACACCUUCACUUUACAGCCAACCAACCACAACAAUAAAAGCAACCAAAACAAACUGUCCAAAAAGACAGACUUGGGGCAUAGGGCAUCGAAGAGUUAUUUCAUUUUAUAACCUGAUGGAAACCGUGGUAUAUCAUUCAUUAAAUCUGAGGGCUUUGUAAGAACUAAAUGAGACAUGUUCAUAAAGUUUGUGAAUUGCUGCCUAACUAGUCUGGUGGUGGUUACUCUAGCAAUUUUAUCAUGAAUAAAAUAAACAUGGUUUAAAAAAUAAUAAAUAAUAUAUAUAUCAUAUUAUAAAUAUAUAUGUAGAGAGUCAGGAUUCAUAACAUUCACAUUGUGUUUCGCAAUCACAGUCUCUUUUGUUUUAAUCUUAGUUCUAUAGUUAGAUAGAUUCAAAGCUCAGGUCCCGUCUUUGUGCUGUAGUUUGCGCUUAGCUAAAGUCUAUCCUCUAGGUAGGGAUCAUAAGAACUAUAUUCCCUGGGGUCUUCCGUGUUCAACAGUGUUCAUCUGGGUGACUGUCCUUGAAUAAAGAUACAUAAUGAAUUGAAUAU